UGGCACUGCCAGAAACACUCGUACAGUACUUGUCCCGCCUCCUUGUUGCUCGACGGCAAAAUCAUGUAACUAACUUUAUGUGAACCGUUAUUUAGUCAUAACCUUAAAAUACGCGUGGGAAGAAGCCAUUAACGGCUAAACCUCGAGCAACAGAGCCGUUUUGAGUAUGCUUCACAGGCUCGCUGCGUCCCUGCGGCGGCCCGCUGCUGCUCCCUUCGCAGCCACGGUACGAUGCAUCUCCUCGGGCUCAGUGAACAUCUCGGUCCCGCUGAACUUCUGGGCUGGGAAACGAUGGUCGAGUCAAGAGAAAUGCAACAUAGAAAAAGUUUACGAACCUGCAACAGGGCGAGUCCUGUGCCAUUUGGAGCCGUGUGGUGCUAGUGAAGUCAAUCAGGCGGUGAAGGCUGCCAAGUCGGCCUUUGGCCAUUGGAGCAAAAUGUCUGGGAUGGAGAGGGCGAGGAUCAUGAUAGAAGCUGCCCAUAUCAUUGAGAGCAGGAGAGAGGAGAUAGCUGAAAUUGAGGUGGUCAACAAUGGGAAGUCCAUCACAGAGGCCCGUCUGGAUGUGGACUCUGCCCGACUGUGUAUAGAGUACUUUGCAGGGCUGGCCAGCACUCUGGCAGGCCAACAUGUUCAGUUGCCUGGAGGAUCCUUUGCCUACACACGCAGGGAGCCUCUGGGAGUCUGCGUCGGCAUCGGUGCCUGGAAUUAUCCUUUCCAGAUAGCUGCAUGGAAAUCAGCUCCAGCCCUGGCCUGUGGCAACUCCAUGGUGUUCAAGCCAUCACCGGUGACGCCUGUGACAGCGGUCAUGCUGGCAGAGAUCUACGCCAAGGCUGGAGCUCCAGAGGGGCUGCUCAACGUGGUGCAGGGCGGCCAGGAGACGGGCAGCUUACUCUGCCACCACCCCGACGUCGCUAAGGUGUCCUUCACUGGGAGUGUGUCCACAGGCAAGAAGAUUAUGGAGAUGGCAUCCAAGGGGGUGAAGCCCGUGACUCUUGAGCUCGGGGGGAAAUCUCCUCUGCUCAUCUUUCAGGACAGCGAUCUGGAGAACGCUGUAAGGGGAGCUCUCAUGGCCAACUUCCUGUCUCAAGGCCAGGUCUGCAGCAACGGUACAAGGGUGUUUGUCCAGAAGGAUAUUCUGCCCACGUUUGUGGAGGAGGUGGUGAAGAGGACGUGUGCGAUCGAGAUAGGAGAUCCACUAUUGGAGAGCACACGAAUGGGAGCACUGGUCAGCCAGUCACACCUGGAGAAAGUCUUGUCCUUUGUUGAUCAGGCAAAGAAAGAAGGAGCUGCAGUGCUGUGCGGAGGCGAACCUUUUGUCCCAUCAGAUCCUAAACUCAGAGGUGGAUACUACAUGACUCCAUGUGUGUUGGGUGACUGCACAGAUGAGAUGACCAGUGUGAAGGAGGAGAUCUUCGGUCCCGUCAUGUCUGUGUUGUCUUUUGAAACCGAAGAGGAAGUUCUGCUGAGAGCCAACGACACCACCAUGGGUCUUGCUGCAGGAGUUUUCACCAGAGAUGUGAAGCGAGCCCAUCGUGUGGUGGAACACCUCAAGGCUGGUUCUUGUUUCAUCAACAACUACAAUAUCACUCCUGUGGAGGUGCCCUUCGGAGGCUUCAAAAUGUCAGGCAUAGGGCGGGAGAACGGCCAGGUGACAGUUGAACACUACUCUCAGCUGAAGAGCGUGUAUGUGGAGAUGGGAGAUGUGGACAGCCUCUUCUAGGACACACCAAGGAGAGGAAGGUGUAACAGUGACCCAGAGACUGAAACAAAGUGUGGACCAGCACAAUACUUCAGGGAAAAGCCAUCGAACAUCAGUGUUUGUUCGACACCGAUGAGAAACGAGCCAGGACCCGAGGAGGCAAUCUGAGAUAAAUAGCUCUGGAAAUAUGGAAGACAUUUGAUUUGGAAGCACAUUUGAAUUAACAUGGUCAUCUGUGCCAAAUGGAUCAAAUGAAAGAUUGUUCUCAGUAUUUACUGAACCUUGGUUGAUUUCAGCUUCU
Molecule: messenger RNA, 2000 nt
Organism: Cottoperca gobio
Lineage: Eukaryota; Metazoa; Chordata; Actinopteri; Perciformes; Bovichtidae
Gene: aldh9a1b
Product: aldehyde dehydrogenase 9 family, member A1b
Exons: 12
Coding region: 167-1720 (517 amino acids)
Molecular function (GO): oxidoreductase activity, acting on the aldehyde or oxo group of donors, NAD or NADP as acceptor
Source: RefSeq, a predicted model, not a curated record